CAGGAGACGGGAGAAUGAAUAUUCUCUUAAGCACCAUGCUCUUUCUCUGGUAUUUAACUUUGCCUUUUUGGAACGUAGCUCUUUCCCGUACUGGCUCAGCAAGGGAGGCAGAGCAUCGGCGGGCCUUCGUAAAGUACCACGAGACACUUUCUUACGACCGAGGAGCUUUGGAGAAGAUGUGUCGAGAGGCAAAGGAGAAGGGGGACAGAAGACUAAUCCUGCUCGAGUUCAAAGCGUAUUGGAGGGUGUUCAGGAUGAGACUGAGCCGAGACAGGAGUGUUUUUGCGAGAGGCUUUGAGAUCACAAGGAGAAAGGGCGACUCAGAGCCUGUGGAUGUCUCUUUCAUUUACUCUGGUGACCUGCAAGGAGAGCCAGGUUCAUUGUGCCAUGGGUCCAUCAUCAACGGCCUUUUCGAGGGGUUUAUCCGGACAUGGAACGGCACCUAUUACAUUGAAUCGGCUGGGGAACCACUGGCCAACCAGACCUCUCCGGGCCAUUCGCUCAUCCACCACGAGAGGGACUUAGACUAUCCACUUUGGGGAGACGCUGAAUCCGUGUCUUUGGCUCGGAGAAUGCACCAGCGCCUGCAAGAUUCCCAGCGGGAGCUGACAGCAAAGGCUCCCCAGCACUCGCUGCGGCAGAAGAGGAGCCUGGAUUACUCUAAGACCUCUUGCCUGCUGCACGUUCAGGCUGAUCACCUUUUCUACCGAAGGUUUGGCUCCAUCGAAGCCGUGGUCGCCCAGAUUGCCAGCUAUGUAAAAGCUGUGAAUGCCAUCUACGAAGGGGCAGAAUUUGACGGAAUCCAGAACAUUGACUUCAAAGUUAAGGCCAUCAACAUUAUUGAAGAGGGCGACCGUUCGGAGUCACCUUUCAUCAGCCCAGAGAUGCUCCUUAUGCUUCACUCCAAAGCCAACUGGAACAGUUACUGCUUAGCCUUUCUGCUGACUGACAGGGAUUACAGUGGCGUUCUGGGCAUUGCUUUUAAUGGACAACCUGGUGAUUCUGGAGGGAUUUGCUCUAAGCAGCGGUAUUUCCAGGACAAGGAGGUAUCCCUGAACACAGGGCUGAUCACACUGCAGAAAUACGGACAGCUUCUUGCUCCCCGGAUGAUCCACAUCACGCUUGCACAUGAGCUUGGCCACAGCCUGGGAGCCUAUCACGACGAGAGCAAAGAGUGUUCCCGUUUUGACAUCGACACCACCCGUGGGAAGUACCUGAUGUUCAGCUUCGCCACAGAUGGGGGAGAAUUCAACAAUGACAAAUUCUCCCCGUGUAGCAUUGCCUACAUUGCAAACAUCCUCAGGGUGAAGAAGGACGUCUGCUUUGCAGAAACGGACCGUCCCAUCUGUGGGAACCGGAUUGUGGAUCCAGGAGAGGAGUGCGACGUUGGCAAUGAGGACGCAGAUGCCUGCUGCUACGGCCCUGCAGAGCCAAGCGGGAUCCGGUGUCGGCUGAAACCGGGAGCUCUGUGCAGUCCUAGUCAGGGACUCUGCUGCAGCCACGAGUGCGUUCCUAAACCUCGAGGGGAACGAUGCCAGGCGGAGACCGACUGCGCUUCAGAAAGCGUCUGCUCCGGGGAGGAAGCGAAAUGCCCGGCGGCCCUUCCGAAAGCCAACUUCAUUCUCUGUGCCAUGCAGUCCCGGGUCUGCCUGAACGGGCUCUGCAUGGGUUCCCUCUGCAUCCAGCACGGAUUGGAACAGUGUGACUGCGUCUCCGUUUCCCUGAGAGAGAGAUGCCAGCUCUGUUGCCAGCUGCCAGAGCAGGCCGGCACUUGCGCCAGCACCACCUCCCCCACCUGGGGCCGUUUCUUCAAUGGCUCAGAGGUCCCGCUGAUUCCGGGUUCGCCGUGCGGAGAGAAGACUGGCUACUGCGACAGGUUCCACGUCUGCCGGUUCGUCGACGAGGAUGGGCCUGUUGCCCGGGUGAAAAACUUCAUCCUGGACUUCAUUGAGAUGGAAGAUGUAGCCACAUGGAUGAAGACACAUUGGUGGGCCGUCCUUCUCGUCAUUCUGACUUUGGCAGCUAUGAUGGCUGCCACUGUCUUCCUCUUUGGAAGGACAGUUGACACCGAAACAGAUGAGAAAGCAAGGGUUAACAAGAAAAAGAACAGUCCCAUUGAGCAGCGGCCAGAGAAUCGACAUUCGUUCUUCUACUGGGAGCACCAGGAAAUAUUCAUCGAAGCCAUCCGCCAGGAGUACGAGACCAUUAUCUAG
This is a messenger RNA of Rhineura floridana, 2213 nucleotides long. Its product is annotated as disintegrin and metalloproteinase domain-containing protein 10-like. The transcript is spliced from 16 exons. NCBI's taxonomy places the organism in Eukaryota, Metazoa, Chordata, Lepidosauria, Squamata, Rhineuridae. Gene Ontology annotation, cellular component: plasma membrane. Gene Ontology annotation, molecular function: metalloendopeptidase activity. The record is from RefSeq and is a predicted model, not a curated record. Bases 15 to 2213 code for a protein of 732 amino acids. Gene Ontology annotation, biological process: Notch signaling pathway; membrane protein ectodomain proteolysis.